UCCGGAGUUAGCAGCCUACUGACGAAAAAGAGUUGUGGAACUGAGUGAGAUGAACACAUUUCAGUAUUUCAUUUCAAGGUAAUCGAGUUUACAGAACCUUAUUUCUAUGGUAAAAAUGAUUUUCCAUGCUCUUUGACACUUAAAAUAGUUGCCAAUCUAAGAGGCUGCUUUUUAUUUUUUUCAUUUUGGUUAUUGCUACACAUUUUUCGUGUUAAGGAUUUCCAAGUCUUCGAGCGUUUCUCUCAUAUUCCUACCUGGACGUUGACUGGUCAACAGCUUGUCGUUUCUACCGCUCAACCUCGCUACGGAGCGUGAAACAGUUUUCACUGAAGAUGGGAUAUAAUUUGUUCUUUUAAAUAAAUGAUUCUUGCUUCGUUUUUGAUAGAAUAUCAAUACUAGUGAUCAUGUAAAUCUACCCUUUUUAUUUUUGCUACUAAUUUUAUUUUAUUUUCAAGCUGGAUAAAUACAUUUCUAAUCUGGAAAGCCCAAAAGAUUUGAAUUUCAAUUUUCAUUUGCGCAUCAUGAAGAAUUACUAAUUAAAAUUUCUGUGUUGAUCUGGAGUCUUUUAAAGCAAAAGAGGACCAUUAUGAUAAGCAAAAUGCUUAUUCCUCUUCUGCUAUGUUUAUGUUUAUCUACCAUCUUUUGUGAAGAUAACAUAACUACUUUUAAGCCAGUUAAAGAUGAAAAUGGAAAUAUUGAUUUGGAAGUAUAUCGACAAAGGCUUGAUAAUCAGACUAAAUCAUUUGAAAAUGGAUUGAAAAAACUAAUUAGAGGUGGAAUCAAGAAUUUAUUGCCAAGAAUAAUGUCAUACAAUGAUGAUUCGAUAUCUUCGAAUUGUUCCAGUGGUAUGAUGAAAUACAUUUCAGGCUUAAGCAGUGUAAAACUUUGGGCAAUAAGAAUGUUGGAUGCUACUUCCAAACCUGCCGCUGGACUCUUCUCUGGCACCGUUGCCGAUUUUGGGGAUUAUGACGAAUGUUUAGAAGUGGAACUUCCCAAAAGGAAUGGUGGCAUCGAGUUCCGUGGGAAGUACUGCUCCAUUGAAGCCAGGCCACUCAUGCCUCCCACUCCUAGAAACUUCUCAAUGGCGAGGAACACGCACGCAGGACCACUGGAUAAUGUUGGGAAGGAUCUAUGGAUUGCAGGAGCAGCCUUUCACUAUCUGAAGUUCCGCUUCGGCGUAUGUAUCCCUUCUACUUGCACUCUGGAAGACAUGCAGUCUAUAUUUAAAAGAAUUUCAGAUGCCAUUGAAAUGGACGUUCAGGUACCUCAGUGUUACGUAAAAGAACAAUCUGUAUUGACAACCAUCCAUUUUGUUGUGAUAUUUAUUUUGAGUUUGCUGCUACUGCUACUGGUAAUUGGUUCCAUCGUAGAUUACCAAUCUACAAAAGCAUCCAACCAAAAUUUAAGUACUCCUCGCAAAAUACUCAUUUGCUUCUCAGCGAUAACUAACUUCCGACGUCUUAUGUGUUCCUCUAAAGGCUCUGAAGAAUUGAAAGCUCUUCACGGAAUGCGAGCUCUGAGCAUGGGAUGGAUCAUACUGGGACACACCUACGUAUGGAUAAACUAUCAGCUAUUACGUGGCUCUGAAACUUUCAUAACAUAUUUCAAUCAAAUCCAUUUUGGUGCCAUUCUUAACGGUUGGAUGUCUGUCGAACCUUUCUUCUUUCUUAGCGGUCUCCUAACAAGCUACACUGUUCUGAAGAUCAUGAACAAAACUAAAGGGAGAAUAAAUGUGCCUAUUUACAUCUUUCGUCGAUAUAUCAGAUUAACACCUCCCUUGUUACUGACUAUUGGUUUGCUGUUCUUUCUGCCCCUCAUCAGUUCGGGCCCUAUGUGGUACGAAAGAGUGGAUCCGGAAUUGAAAGCCUGUACAAAUUAUUGGUGGAGGAGCAUCCUUUAUAUAAGUAACUGGAGUACCAUGAGAAAUAUUUGUGUACACCCGACUUGGUAUUUAUCAGCAGAUUUCCAGUUGCAUAUAAUCUCUAUUCUGUUCCUGUUCAUCUUAUACAAGUAUCCGAAGCUGGGAUUCGGCUUGAUAUGCUCUCUCAUUUUAGCAUGCAGCGUAGUGGUCGGCGCUUUCACUUAUCAUUGGGAUCUGCCUCCAACGAUUCAGGUAUCCUCUGGAAAUGUAGGGCAAAUUCAAGAGACUGUGGAUUACAUUCACAUGAAAACAUUCACCCAUGCAGGUCCUUAUUAUGUGGGAAUUGUUCUAGGAUAUUUGAUGAUCAAAUAUAAUGACGUCAGGAUACCUUGGUGGGUAAAUUUAUGUGGUUGGUGUUCAUCGACCAUUCUUUGCUUGUCAUCUGUGUACGGCGCCUAUCGAUGGAAUAUAGGCGAACCCCACGGGCCCCUGCUCACAGUUAUCUACGCCGGCCUUCACAGGACAACUUUCACCAUAGGCAUUGCUUGGGUGACAUUUGCUUGUGUUACAGGAUACGGAGGUGCGGUGAACAAAAUCCUUUCGUGGAGUGUGCUGACCCCAAUUAGUCGGCUGACUUUCAUGAUCUACCUUUUGCACAGCCUCGUCAUUUGGGUGAGGAUGGGAUCACUUAAGGAGCGGGUCUACUUUAGUCACUACAAUAUGCUUUAUGAAUAUGUAGGGAAUAUAGUGACUACUGUUAUCCUUACUGUACCCUUUUAUUUGCUGUUGGAAGCCCCGUUGUCUAAUCUGGAGCGACUUGCAUUCUCAAGGGUCCGCCUGCCUAAAGACGAAUCUCCUGAAGGGAAACAGAAUGAGCAGUUGCCGGAUAACGUGAUUGAAACGGGUCAUUCCAAUGGAAUGAGCCGUUCCAAUGGAAUAAGCCAUGGCAAGCCAGAGAUCGCGCCGACAGCGAAUGUAGAACUCAUGGGUGUGAAAAGCUUCGAUUUAGUGCAAAAUGAAGUUUCUCUUUUUGGGAGUAAGAACUUGAAUGGAAGAUGAUUGAAAUUGUCUUAUCAUUCCAUCAAUACCUCAUUUAUUAUUGGUUUCUUGGUAAUUUUGUGUUAUCAUGUUGUUAAUGUCUAAUUUUUUGUUUGUUUCAUGGCUGUUGAGUAAAUAAAUUCCAAAAUAAAAAAAAUAUAUAAUAUUCGAAAAAAUAAAAAAAUAAAUCUUCUGUAAAACAUGGAACAUACAUUGUUAUUACCAAUAAAAGCAUAAAAUAUCGUUUUUGUAAUAAUAGUAAGUUAUAAAUUCCGCUAUUAAAUUUUAACUGCCUGAUUUGUUUUUAUCUUCAAAAUUAAGAAACGAACACAGUGACAAUUGUAAAAGUUAGUUUAUACAUCGUGUUGCUCUUGCACCAGUCUUCGAUAUCAAAAGUAAAAUUGCACGCAUUCUGUUAUUUCGUAACUGAAAAUGGAAAAGUCAUAUCACUGACUCUCCAAUCCGCCCGAAGGCAAAUGGGUAAAUAAUACUGAAUGACCGGACCGUCGCAACAGCAACACUGGCGUUGAAGUGGUUGAGUCCUAAGGGUCAUCACCGGCCACGAUACAUUCCUUCCCUAAUUAAGUACGUUCCGUCUUCGACAGGAGGAGCCAGACCCUCACCUUUUCAUGUAUCCUCCAGGUGCGAGAAGCUUCUCAUCCUCAUUUCGAGGAGACAAAAUGAAGAAUUCGCUAGCCAUUUCUUAUUUCAUUUUUUUCGCUCCUCGAAAAAAAUGUAUUAUUGAAAAAUGGAACAUUUUUUGAAUAAUAAGGAAUAUAUAUAUAAUGAAUAUUUUUUUACAUAUUAUUGAAAUGUAAUGUAUAUCUUGUGUAAAAAAAUGUAUAUCUUAUGUAUUACGGUUUAUUUAUAUUGGUUUAUCUAUUUGUGAAUUUAUAUGAAUUUGGGUAAAAAUAAUGUCCAGUGCAGAAUUUUUUUGAGACGAUUUUUUAACAAAUGUAAUCCUUGACAAUUUUUUAUUGCAAUCCUAAAAUCCGUUUGUUCUCAUUUCUUGUAGUUAUUCAACAUGGCGGCUUUUUGGCAGGUUUUUAGAUGGUUGGCACAAUUUUAUCUCGCUUGCAAGAAACCGGACACUAAGGUUAAACCUUAUCCUAGUUUCAUGUAAUUUAUUAAAGUUCUUUUAAAGUAUAAUUUUUGUUGCUGUACCCUACUUUAUUUGAAUAAUCAUUUUAUCAUUUUAUAGAUUAAUUUUAUAUUCACCAAAUGUUUCUAAAAAAAUAAUGUAUUUCUUUUUCGCACUAAAAUUUAAGAUUAAAAUACGUUUUAUCGCAAAGCACGACAAAAUCCUUCAAAUCGUCCGAAUGCUUGCCAAAAUCCGUUAUCUUGAAUAGCUAUGAGAAAUAACUUUUAGGGUUACAAUAAAAAAAUAUCACGUUUUAUUUGGCGAAAACUCGUUCCAAAUUAACUCAAUUUUGGCGAUUAGACAUUAUUUUUAAAUCCUGCCAUUAUUGGCUUAUCAGGUAAGUCAUUUGUUUCAACUUAUGUUUUAGAAAUUCGCUGCAAUAUUUAUUAUCGACGUUGAUUAAAUCAAAAUAAA
Molecule: messenger RNA, 4454 nt
Organism: Argiope bruennichi
Lineage: Eukaryota; Metazoa; Arthropoda; Arachnida; Araneae; Araneidae
Product: nose resistant to fluoxetine protein 6-like
Exons: 15
Coding region: 587-2920 (777 amino acids)
Molecular function (GO): acyltransferase activity, transferring groups other than amino-acyl groups
Source: RefSeq, a predicted model, not a curated record